This is a messenger RNA of Chanos chanos (milkfish), 5982 nucleotides long. It is a transcript of the gene chd5, whose product is annotated as chromodomain helicase DNA binding protein 5. Gene Ontology annotation, biological process: chromatin remodeling. The transcript is spliced from 42 exons. The record is from RefSeq and is a predicted model, not a curated record. Gene Ontology annotation, cellular component: NuRD complex; chromatin; nucleus. The coding region runs from base 1 to 5982 and encodes 1993 amino acids. Gene Ontology annotation, molecular function: DNA binding; ATP binding; ATP hydrolysis activity. NCBI's taxonomy places the organism in Eukaryota, Metazoa, Chordata, Actinopteri, Gonorynchiformes, Chanidae.
AUGCCGGGAUCGCUAAGCAACGAAGACGAGGGACAAGACGACAUGGAUUUUGAGGACGAAAUACCAGAUGAGGAUGACGAGGGUGAGCCAAUGAGGGUCCCGCUGUCACCUCUGGAGAGGUUCUUCUCCGAGGAUGACUCCAUUAAGCAGCAGAAAAAAAAGAAACCUAGCAAGCCGAAGGAGAGCAAGAUGCCCAAAGUCAAAAAGAAGAAGAAGGAGGUAGGCGCUAGCGGGCUUGAGGAGUUAUCGGAAAGAGAAGACCAUGCUGAGAGGUCAGCUAGUGAGAGUAGCACCUAUGCUCCCAUGAAAAAGAAAAAGAAGAAGCCCAAAGAAAAGAAAGAGAAGAAAACCAAAAGACGGAAGAAAGAUGAAGAAGAGGAUGAUGACGACGACGACGAUGAUGGAAAUCUUAAGGAGCCCAAGUCCUCCAGCCAGCUGAUGCAGGAGUGGGGUCUGGAAGACGUGCAGUAUGCCUUCUCUGAGGAAGACUACAAAACGAUCACCAACUACAAGGCUUUCAGCCAGUUCCUCAGACCGCUUAUUGCCAAAAAGAACCCCAAAAUCCCCAUGUCCAAGAUGAUGACAGUGUUAGGGGCCAAGUGGCGGGAGUUCAGCGCCAACAACCCUUUCAAAGGCACCUCGGCAACGGCCGUGGCCGCAGCUGUGGCUGCCGCCGUGGAAACUGUCACUGUGGCACCGCCUAUCACCAUUAACAGUAUUCAGCAAAUCUCUCAGAUGGGGCCAAUCAGAAAAGCCAAAACCAAAGAAGGAAAGGGACCCGGUGUAAGGAAGAAGAGCAAGAGUGUGAAAGAUACGAAAAAGAAAGGGAAAGGGAAGAAGACAAAAUCAAAAGCAGGCCAGAGCGGGAAGAGGAAAAAGGCCUCCUCGAGUGAGGAAGAUUUUCUGGAUGAGUCUGACUUUGAUGACGUCAGCAUCCACAGUGCCUCUGUGCGCUCCGAUGCCUCAGGGGCACCCAAGAAGAAGGCUCGGCGAGGUCGUAAAAAGAGAAAAAAUUCGGAAGAAGAUGGAGAUGGCUAUGAGACAGACCACCAGGACUACUGUGAAGUGUGCCAGCAGGGUGGGGAGAUAAUUCUGUGUGAUACUUGCCCUCGUGCCUACCACCUGGUGUGCCUGGACCCUGAACUCGAGAAAGCCCCCGAGGGCAAGUGGAGCUGUCCCCACUGCGAAAAGGAAGGCAUCCAGUGGGAGGCCAAAGACGAAGAUGAUGAAGAGGAGGAUGCUGCAGGAGAGGAAGAAGAUGAUCACAUGGAAUUUUGCAGAGUGUGUAAAGACGGAGGGGAGCUGUUAUGUUGCGACACCUGUCCCUCGUCAUACCACAUUCACUGCCUGAACCCCCCUCUGCCGGAGAUCCCUAACGGAGAGUGGCUGUGUCCACGCUGCAUGUGUCCUCCUCUUAAAGGGAAGGUUCAAAAGAUUCUACACUGGGUUUGGGGCGAUCCCCCGUUGCCUCCUGAGGCUCCCCCGGGGCCAAAUGGUGAGUCUGUAGACGUGCUGGCUAAGCCCCCGCUGAAGGGACACCCUGAGAGGUUGCUGUUUGUGAAGUGGGCUGGUCUCUCCUACUGGCACUGCUCCUGGGUGCGGGAAUUACAGCUGGAGCUGUACCACACAGUAAUGUACAGGAACUAUCAGCGGAAGAAUGACAUGGAUGAGCCUCCGCCGUAUGACUACGGCUCUGGGGAUGAGGAGCUGAACAGCGAGAAGAGGAAGAGUAAAGACCCGCAGUACGCGGUCAUGGAGGAGCGUUUCUACCGCUACGGCAUCAAACCAGAGUGGAUGGUCAUUCACAGAAUCCUCAACCACAGCUUUGAUAAGGAUGGAGAUGUGCAUUACCUGAUCAAAUGGAGAGACCUACCGUAUGACCAGUGCACCUGGGAGGUGGAUGACUUUGACAUCCCUGACUAUGAGAGCUUUAAGCAGGCUUACUGGGAUCAUAGGGAGCAGGUGCUGGGGGAAGAUCAUCGCCCCCUUGUGGUGAGGAAAGGAAAGAAAACCAAAGAGGAGCAGAAGAGAGAACCACCUCCUGAGACUCCUGUGGUUGACCCAACUAUCAAGUUUGACCAGCAGCCCUGGUACAUCAAUGCCACAGGAGGCACUCUGCACCCAUACCAGUUAGAAGGCUUGAACUGGCUGCGCUUCUCCUGGGCGCAGGGCACCGAUACCAUCCUGGCUGACGAGAUGGGCCUGGGAAAAACAGUGCAGACUAUUGUUUUCCUUUAUUCUCUCUACAAAGAGGGCCAUUCCAAAGGGCCGUUCUUGGUUAGCGCCCCAUUGUCUACUAUCAUCAAUUGGGAAAGGGAGUUUGAGAUGUGGGCUCCAGACUUCUAUGUGGUGACCUACACUGGGGAUAAAGACAGCCGUGCCAUCAUACGUGAGAAUGAAUUCACCUUUGAGGACAGCGCUGUCAAGUCUGGCCGCAAGGUUUUCCGCAUGAAGAAAGACACCCCCAUCAAGUUUCAUGUGCUGCUGACAUCCUAUGAGCUGAUCACCAUCGAUCAGGCCAUUCUGGGCUCCAUUACCUGGGCUUGCCUUGUGGUAGAUGAAGCCCAUCGAUUGAAGAAUAACCAGUCAAAGUUCUUCAGGAUUCUGAAUGGUUAUAAAAUCUACUACAAACUGCUUCUGACUGGAACCCCUCUGCAGAAUAAUCUGGAAGAGCUGUUUCACCUGCUCAAUUUUCUCACACCAGAGCGCUUCAACAAUUUGGAAGGUUUUCUGGAGGAAUUUGCGGACAUCUCGAAAGAAGACCAAAUUAAGAAGCUCCAUGACCUGCUGGGGCCACAUAUGCUGAGGAGGCUCAAGGCCGAUGUUUUUAAAAACAUGCCGGCGAAAACUGAACUCAUCGUCAGAGUGGAGCUCAGCCCCAUGCAGAAGAAAUACUACAAGUUCAUUCUGACCAGAAAUUUUGAAGCAUUGAACUCUAAAGGUGGAGGGAACCAGGUGUCUCUGCUCAACAUUAUGAUGGACUUGAAGAAGUGCUGUAACCACCCGUAUUUAUUCCCUGUGGCAGCUGUGGAGGCUCCAGUGUUACCCAAUGGCUCCUAUGAUGGGAACCUGUUGGUAAAAUCCUCUGGUAAACUCACUCUGCUGCAGAAGAUGCUGAAGAAGCUGAAAGACGAAGGCCACAGAGUGCUCAUUUUCUCUCAGAUGACUAAAAUGCUGGACCUGCUAGAGGACUUUCUCGAGUAUGAGGGCUAUAAAUAUGAGCGUAUUGACGGAGGCAUCACGGGAAGCCUGCGGCAAGAGGCCAUUGAUCGCUUCAACGCACCUGGAGCGCAGCAGUUUUGCUUCCUGCUCUCUACACGUGCUGGAGGCCUGGGUAUCAACCUGGCCACAGCAGAUACAGUCAUCAUCUAUGAUUCUGACUGGAACCCACACAAUGACAUUCAGGCAUUCAGCAGGGCUCACCGGAUUGGUCAGAAUAAGAAGGUGAUGAUUUAUCGUUUUGUGACGCGAGCCUCAGUGGAGGAACGCAUUACCCAGGUGGCCAAGCGUAAGAUGAUGCUGACCCACCUGGUGGUGCGGCCCGGCCUGGGCUCAAAGACAGGCUCCAUGUCAAAGCAAGAAUUGGAUGAUAUCCUGAAAUUUGGCACAGAGGAGCUCUUCAAAGAUGACGUUGAAGCUGCCAGAGCCAUGGGUGACAAUAAGGAUGGUGAGGAGGGAAGCGUGAUCCACUAUGACGACAAUGCCAUCUCCAAACUGCUCGACCGCAGCCAAGACGCCACCGAGGACACGGAGAUCCAGAACAUGAACGAGUAUCUGAGCUCUUUCAAGGUCGCCCAGUACGUGGUCCGAGAGGAGGACGGAGAGGAGGAGGUGCAGAGGGAGAUCAUUAAGCAGGAGGAGAAUGUUGAUCCUGACUACUGGGAGAAGUUACUCAGACAUCAUUAUGAGCAGCAGCAGGAGGACCUGGCCCGUAAUCUGGGCAAGGGCAAGAGGAUCCGCAAACAAGUCAACUACAACGAUACCACCCAGGAGGACCAAGAGUGGCAAGAUGAUCUUUCAGACAAUCAGUCCGAGUACUCUGUGGGGUCCGAGGAUGAGGACGAAGAUUUUGAGGAGCGGCCAGAGGGAGGACGCAGACAGUCCCGCAGACAGAUGAAGAGCGAUCGAGACAAACCUCUUCCGCCUUUACUGGCGCGUGUGAGUGGGAAUAUAGAGGUACUGGGUUUCAAUGCCCGUCAGCGUAAGGCUUUCCUCAACGCCAUCAUGCGCUGGGGGAUGCCUCCACAGGACGCUUUCAACUCCCACUGGCUGGUUAGAGACCUGAAAGGCAAGAGUGAGAAAGAGUUCAGGGCAUAUGUAUCUCUCUUUAUGAGACACCUGUGUGAACCUGGGGCAGAUGGAGCAGAGACAUUUGCUGACGGUGUCCCGCGGGAGGGACUGUCACGCCAGCAUGUCCUUACCAGGAUUGGGGUCAUGUCUCUAGUCCGAAAGAAGGUUCAGGAGUUUGAACAUGUUAAUGGGAAGUAUAGCUCUCCAGAACUGAUCCCAGUGGGCUUGGAAUUGAAGAAACUGACAGAGAAUCUCUCAUCUGACCCAAACACUCCAGUGCCCGCCAGCCCUGCUGUUACUCAGCCCGGCACACCGGUACCCGCAGAGAAAACUGAAUCAGCGUCUGGGCCGCCUGAGGACAAGGACCCUGCAGAUCAGGAGAGUACAAAGCCCUCAGAAACAGAGGCUGCUCUUGGUCCUGAGUCCUCCCCUCCUGUAGAGAAGACCCCAGACACUGAGGAACCUAAGAGUGGUGGUACAGAGGAAAGAUGCACUGAGGAGAAUGAGAAGACAGACAGUGCCCAGGCCCAAGCAAAACAAUCGUCCAAUCAAACACAGCCACCCACCAAUCUCACUGAACAGUCCACCAAUAAGACAUCACCUGCAGAUUGUGGAUUUACAGAAAGUUCAAAAGAGAAGACAGAGACUGACGCUCCCCUUGUUAAAACAGAGGAAAAGGACCUAAAGCCAGAUGAAUCAAAGAGUGAGGAUGCCCCUGAGACUCAGCUGAACGGGGAGAAAGAAUUGAGAGACGAGACAGACGAGAGCCGCAAAGAUGAAAAGAACAGCUCGAAGACAAGGUUCAUGUUCAACAUCGCAGAUGGAGGCUUUACAGAGCUGCACACCCUGUGGCAAAACGAGGAGCGAGUGGCCGUGUCAUCGGGAAAGAUGUAUGACAUCUGGCAUCGUCGCCACGACUACUGGCUCUUGGCUGGGAUCGUAACACACGGUUAUGCCCGGUGGCAGGACAUCCAGAAUGAUCCACGAUACGUUAUCCUCAACGAACCCUUUAAGAGUGAGAUGCAUAAAGGCAAUUACCUGGAGAUGAAGAAUAAAUUUCUAGCACGUCGUUUUAAGUUGCUGGAACAGGCUCUGGUGAUAGAGGAGCAGCUGCGGCGAGCGGCAUAUCUAAACAUGACACAGGAUCCCAGCCAUCCUGCCAUGGCCCUCAACACACGCUUUGCAGAGGUGGAAUGUCUGGCUGAGUCCCACCAGCACCUGUCUAAAGAGUCACUGGCAGGGAACAAACCUGCCAAUGCUGUCCUACACAAAGUGCUGAAUCAGUUGGAGGAGCUGUUGAGCGACAUGAAGGCAGAUGUGACGAGGUUGCCCUCCAUGCUGUCCCGUAUCCCCCCCGUGUCAGCGCGUCUACAGAUGUCAGAGAGGAGCAUUCUGAGCCGACUCACCAGCCGGGGCAACGAACCGCCCCCACAGCAGCCUUUUCCACAGGGCUCGUUUGGCUGCUCUCAGAUGUACGGCAGCGGUUUUGGAGGAGGGUUCAGAGGACCUGGUGCCGGGGGAAUGGUCAACUACAGCCAGAUGCCUUUAGGGCCAUAUGUCAGCGUGUCCACGAAUGGACCUCCACCCCCAACUAGUCAUCUGGAUAAAAAAGCCAGUGAUAAUCUAAGGGAUGUCACCACUCCUGACCUGAAGUCAGGAAAAUCCAACGACGUCAUCUGCAUCGAGGACUAG